AAAAGAUUAUAAAUCUACUGAAUGAAAAAACCUUCCUUGAAGUCACAUAUACUCCAAGAAAAAACCACAGAUGUUUUUCUGUUUUGCCUAAAUACAAAAUUUAAACAAGUUUCCACAGACAGGCUCUUUCAUGGAACUCUGUGAUCAUAUGGGCAACAUUUAUGUUUGAAAUCUACCUUCUACCUGAUGAUUUUGCCAACCUGAAAAAGGAAAUAAAGAAGCAGAACUUCAGGUUCCUUUCAUUUGGCUGUUGGAUAAAAGUGAAGAUGUUGGUGAUACUGUGCUUGACCUCCCAGGUGGCACAUUGAGGAUAGUUGUCCAGAGCUUUGUGGCCAUCACCAUGUUCUGGAAGUUUGACCUGAACACCACAUCCCAUGUUGACAAACUGCUGGACAAGGAGCAGGUGACACUGCGGGAGCUGAUGGAUGAGGAUGACAUCCUGCAGGAGUGCAAGGCUCAGAACCAGAAGCUGCUGGACUUCCUGUGUAGACCACAGUGUAUGGAGGAGCUGGUGGGCUUGGUCACACAGGACCCACCUCUGGACAUGGACGAGAAGGUCCGCUUCAAAUACCCAAACACAGCCUGUGAGCUUCUGACUUGUGAUGUGCCGCAGAUCAGCGACAGACUAGGCGAGGACGGGCAUCUGCUGGGUCUUCUGUGCAGCUUCCUGGGCCGUGAGCCGCCUCUCAAUCCUCUGCUGGCCAGUUUCUUCAGCAAGACUAUUGGCCAUCUCAUCGCCAGAAAGACCCAACAGGUGAUUACAUUCUUAAAGAAGAAGGACAAGUUCAUCAGCCUGGUGUUGAAGCACAUUGGCACAUCAGCUCUCAUGGACCUGCUGUUGCGCCUGGUUAGCUGUGUAGAGCCCACUGGGCUCCGGCAGGAAGUCCUGCAGUGGCUUGAUGAAGAGAAGAUCAUCCAGAGACUUGUGGCACUGAUCCAUCCGAGUCAGGAUGAAGAUAAGCAGUCGAACGCCUCUCAGACUCUCUGCGACAUUGUUAGGCUAGGCAGAGACCAGGGCAGUGACCUGCCAGAGGCUUCGGAGCCAGACCCUCUUCUCACCGUACUGGAGUCGCAGAACUGCGUGGAGCAACUCCUGAAGAACAUGUUUGACGGAGACCAGACUGAGAGCUGCCUUGUCAGCGGGACUCAGGUGUUACUCACCUUGCUGGAGACCAGGCGGGCUGGGACAGAGGGCCUGGUAGACACCUUUUCUCAGGGACUGGAGAGGCCGCAUGUUGUCAGCAGCAGUGUACUGCAGGGCAUCGAGCCACGGUUGAAGGAUUUCCACCAGCUCCUGCUCAACCCGCCAAAGAAGAAAGCAAUCCUGACCACCAUUGGUGUGCUAGAGGAGCCCCUGGGGAAUGCCCGUCUUCACGGUGCCCGCCUCAUGGCUGCACUACUGCAUACAAACACACCGACCAUUAACCAGGAGCUCUGCCGACUCAACACCAUGGACUUGCUGCUGGACUUGUUUUUUAAAUAUACCUGGAAUAACUUUUUGCACUUCCAAGUGGAACUAUGCAUAGCUGCCAUUCUCUCCCACACUUCUCGGGAGGAGAGAGCAGAUGCCAGUGGAUCUGAGAGCAGGGUGGAACCUCUGCCUGGGAGUGAGAACAGGAAUGUGGAGACCCCGCAGCCUGCACCUGGCCUCCCUGAGAACACAAUGGUGACCCACCUGUUCCAGAAGUGCUGCCUGGUACAGAGGAUCCUGGAGGCCUGGGAAGCCAACGACCACACACAGGCUGCAGGUGGCAUGAGGCGUGGGAAUAUGGGCCACCUCACGAGGAUUGCCAAUGCGGUGGUGCAGAACUUGGAGCGGGGCCCUGUGCAGACUCACAUCCGUGAGGUCAUCCGAGGGCUCCCCGCAGAUUGCCGUGGCCGCUGGGAAAGCUUUGUGGAGGAGACACUGACAGAGACCAAUCGCAGGAACACCGUGGACCUGGUGAGCACUCACCACCUUCACUCCUCAAGUGAGGACGAGGACAUUGAGGGUGCUUUCCCUAACGAGCUGUCCCUUCAGCAGUCUUUCUCCGAAUACCAGAUCCAGCAGAUGACCGCCAACUUCGUGGAUCAAUUUGGCUUCAACGAUGAGGAAUUUGCAGAUCAGGACGACAACAUGAAUGCCCCAUUCGACAGGAUUGCAGAGAUUAACUUCAACAUUGAUGCCGAUGAAGACAGUCCCAGUGCGGCUCUGUUUGAGGCCUGUUGCAGCGACCGCAUCCAGCCCUUUGAUGAUGAUGAAGAGGAGGAGGACAUCUGGGAAGACAAGGAGACUCGCUGUGCCACCCAGGCGGUGGCCAGAGCCAGGUUUGGAGCUCCCCAGGCUUCAGAGAGCUGUACCAAGGAUGGUCUGGAGCACAGAGGCCAGGACAGAAAGGCGAGCUCUGAAGCAGACAGAGACGCCCUUGGAGUGGGCACCCCCACAGCCCCUGUGAGGAACGAAGGUCCCCCCAUGGAGGGUGAUUCAGAAGCAGGCAGCAAGUGGACAGCAGUGUUUGAUGAAUCAGUGAACUCAACACCCACAACUCCAGGAGUGGUGAGGGACAGGGGUUCCAGCGUGUGGGCAGCCAGCACCUUGGCUCCAGAGGAGAGAGGCUGGGCCAAGUUCACCGACUUCCAGCCUUUCUGCUGCACCGAAUCAGGGCCCAGGUGCAGCUCUCCUGUGGACACAGGGUGCAGCCAUGCUGAAGGUAGCCAGAGCCAGGAUCUGGAGAAAGCUCUUGGCCCAGCCUCCCCAUGUGCCUGGAACGUGUGUGUCACCAGGAAGGCUCCCCUGGUGGUCUCUGACAGCAGCUCCUCUGGGGGAUCUGACAGCGAGGAUGAAGAGAAGGCAGCUGGUGCCACAGAAAGCAUGGGCAGGGGCCCUGGCCCGGAGGCCCCCCUGCUUCCCAAAGUGGCCAGGACUGAGGCGGCUGUCAUCAGCAGGGCUGAGCAUACUAACAGCCCCACCUUUGAGGAAAUGACUACUGUCCCAGCCGUGGCUGUAUUCCCUACAACCACCACCACUACAGCACCAAGCAAGGCUGACUCCCCUGUGGCUUCGCCAGCAGUCUCUGCAGUGGCUAUGGCAGUCUCCCCAGGGCCCAUCGUGGUGGUCACUACAGCCCCAGCUACAGUGGUCACUCUGGAGACGGUGACAAAGGAUAGGAAGGACUCCCUGCCAGGAGGAGCUGCCUUAAAUGGCCCCUUGUGAUGCUGCUGCUGCCUGGCCACGGCAUGCCCUAGUCAGGCUGCAUCCUUAAUCAAGAAAACUACCUGGUGAUGCAAUUUGGUUUUCUUUUUUAAUUUAAUUUAAUUUUAAAAUAAAUGCUGCAUUGGUAAAGCUGGCAGUUGGAACCAAUCACAUGGCCCAGCUGCGUCUCUCCUGCCCAACCUUCAGUGGCCCUGCUGAGGGACAAUGGAUGUAACCUCAGCCUUCUCCAGGCCCUGUAACACAGCAGUGCCUCAGAGGUGCAGCCUCUGCCCACAGAGCUGGGGGCCAAACCCUGAGAUGCCACCAGGGACUGAUGGGCCAGGAAGGGUGUGGACACCAAGGCUCAGGUUUCACUCAUUUCUUUUUUUAAUGGACAUAGGAAGAGUCAAGUUUUUGCACUUUGUAUCCAACUGUGGCACAAAGCCUCCCCCCAACUCCUACAAACGUGUGGGAGUCUGGCCAGGUACAAAUUUGACUAGGCAGGCUCUCAGACCCCCAGGGUCCUAGCUGCUCCAUGGCUCUGGGAGCUGGCAUGGAACCAGGCUGCAAAAUUUGACUGCCUUAAUAAAACAAGACCACCUGGGCCUGGCAGGGUGUCCCUGUGCCCAGCAGCCUAGACCAGCAAUCUCUGGAGUAGGUGGUUGGCGUGCAUGGUAGAAGCCACUGGUCUGUGAAGAGGGGGGACACAGUAGGGUGCUGGGGGCUCAGGUACUGGCUUCCAACAGUGCUGGGCAGAGGUUCCAGGAGACCAUUUUUUAAUGUUCUGAUAAUCUGACAAGGUGCCCAGAACCUAAUUCCCAAUAAAAGCUGGUCCUUCUUACUGGAAA
Molecule: messenger RNA, 4020 nt
Organism: Otolemur garnettii (small-eared galago)
Lineage: Eukaryota; Metazoa; Chordata; Mammalia; Primates; Galagidae
Gene: PPP6R2
Product: protein phosphatase 6 regulatory subunit 2
Exons: 24
Coding region: 341-3193 (950 amino acids)
Cellular component (GO): cytosol; nucleus
Molecular function (GO): protein phosphatase binding; protein phosphatase regulator activity
Source: RefSeq, a predicted model, not a curated record